Messenger RNA from Anneissia japonica, 1683 nucleotides. Its product is annotated as tripartite motif-containing protein 2-like. Gene Ontology annotation, biological process: positive regulation of DNA-templated transcription. Gene Ontology annotation, cellular component: chromatin; nucleoplasm. The record is from RefSeq and is a predicted model, not a curated record. The transcript is spliced from 2 exons. NCBI's taxonomy places the organism in Eukaryota, Metazoa, Echinodermata, Crinoidea, Comatulida, Comatulidae. The coding region runs from base 1 to 1683 and encodes 560 amino acids. Gene Ontology annotation, molecular function: ubiquitin-protein transferase activity.
AUGGUGAUAAAGCGACAGUCUUUUGUUUUGGUCUUUAAUGAGUGCCUACAUCUUCUGAACUGCCCAGUUUGCUUCCAACAAUACGAUCGUCCAAAAAGACUUAAAUGCGAGCACGUGUUCUGUUAUGCCUGCCUUCAGAAGCUUGCAUACAAUGAGAUGAUCAAAUGCCCGGAAUGCCGACUGGUUACCAACCUAUCGGCGUCCACCGUCAGCAGUCUGCCUAGCUGCGUCAUCAUUCAGCGAUUCCUUGACGAAAUUUCAAAAAACAAUAAUGACGAUAAAACGUGUGAUAACAAUUAUACUAAUGGUCAAUUGGAUGGUGCGUUUGACAAUUUAGAAACACCGAAGCAUCCGUGUGUGAAUAGGUUAAAAAAUGCCAUACGCCUGAAUUACCAACCAGCUAUUGAGCACUUAAAAGAUCUGAAACGUAACAUCGAACAGAAUCUAAACUCCGUAAGGAAUUCAAUCGACUAUUUUACCGAUGAAGUUUUUCGAGCAGUCCAAGAAAGGCGGAAAGAGCUAAGGAAAAAGGUUGACUGCUACGAAAGCCGAUGGUUAAAGCCUCUAGAGAACCAGAUAGACAGCCUAGAAAUAGAAGUACACGAAAAAAUGAGCUUGGUUUUGGUCAAUCAGUUUGCCUUAGAAGAGACAUUGUAUGAACCGGAUGUAAGAUCAGCAGUUGAACUUCUUGACAUCAUGAAUGCUUUUGAGUGUGGUGAACUGUCAUUGUCUGGUAUUGAAACAUUACCACAGGUGCUUAAGCAAGUUUCUAAUCUAGGUAAUGUUUCUGACGUUCAUAAUUCAGGGUUAAUGUACACAACGGAUCCUAUCGAGAAAGAAGUAAUGCCGGUACUUAAUAAACAAUCAAAUUUACCUUGUAACUUUGGACCACGAGGGAUGUGUAUAAUAAAUAGGCCGAGCAGAAAUGAUGAGAAGUUAAUGAUUGUGGAAAGCAGCAAUAUGAUGUGUUAUGAAGUGUCUGUUGAUACCAAUGUCGUCACAAAAUUUCCUUUAAAUAAUAGCGGAAAGGCGGUGUGUUUCAUUGACGUAACGACGAUCAACCAUGGGAAAAAGCUUAUUUUCUCUAAUUUUUCUAGCCCAGUUUUGAAAACAUUUGAUCUGCAAUUCAAUGAAUGUGAGCCUAUAAAUUUGCAGACCGGUAGUUCGUCUACAUUAAUACCGACUCCGUUUAGUCUUACGAGCGACCACCGCAGUCACAUUUACAUUACUGACAAACGUAAUCACGUUAUUCAAGUUCGCGAAGAAUCGGGCGCACUUGUUCGGCAAUUUCUGUGUCACGGAAAUCCCGGAUACCUUGCUGUCUGGAAGGAUACAUUGGUUGUCAGUGACGCAGAAAACAAGUGCUGCUACAUCUACAGUGUUGAUGGCAGGCUUCUAUCGACUAUUGAUCAAUACAUUGGUGUUAAUUUCUGUCAUCCUAUGGGAGUUGCGUUUCAUGAAAAAGGUUACAUAUUGGUUGCAGACUAUUUGAAAAAGUGUGUGUUCUCCGUAAGUAUUUCUGGGCACAUCGUUUCUGAGGUUGACCUUAGUGGAAAUAUUGACCCAGAAGGAAUAGCAGUUCAUCAGAACACAGUGUACGUAAGCAAUCGUCUUAAUGGAACAAUUCUGAAAGUAAAAUUAUCCAACUUUCCGCCAAAAUCACUAUAUCAAAAGCAAUUAUAA